UGGGUGAACUCAAACCUACAGGAAAUAGGACAAAAUAUCCACAUUGUGAAGCAGGACGAGAUGGUGGGACCACGUGUCAUCUUUGACCCAUCAUUCCAUUGCUGUGUUAGCUGCUUUAAAAUGUAAUACAGGUACUGGUUGACUAUUGUUUUUAAUUGAUUUUAUUGAGCCAACUGAGGAAUCAGCAUUUUUUUAUGAUUAUUUUCUCUUGAAAUAUGCCACUUAAUACAUUUGCCUAUUUAACAGCAAAAGAAAAAAACAUAUGCAAUUCUAAAAAAUAAAUAAAUAAAAAAGAUAAAAGGUCUUUUGCACCUGUAUUUCUAAUAAUUAUCUAAUAAGAAAUAUACUAUACUAGUGCAUCAUAUUUCUGUAUAGACUUUUAAGAAUGGAUAGUGUCCCAAAAACAGAACCACAAACUCCUACCUCACCUAUCAAAUCGAUGUGAUAUUUUCUUCAUAAUUUAUCUGCAAAAAGACGUACAAUUGUUGCAGCAAAUCAGACUGAGUCAUCCGUUACGUUAAAGACAUUCUCAGGGGUCUGUUUGCUUGCGUCGCACGUUCUGUAAAGCUGAUAUGGAAAAACAGAAAAGAGCUCUGUGUCUUUAAAAAAAGGGGCAGUCCUCAAAGAGCUCCGGUUGUCAAAGGAAGUGGAAGCUAUCUUUCCACUUGCAUGAGGAGCAGCUGACUCUGAACACCGAGCUGGUAAAACCUUCCACCUGCCAUAUAAUCAGCAGGGAGUUACAGGCAAGCAGAAAGUAUUAAUAGUAGAGGAGGCUGAGGAGGACGUGAUGGCGACUGGUGAGCUGAACCCCGAUCACUACCCUGCUCAGAGGGCCGCCAAGGUGGUCCAACACUACCUCAACACCCGCUACGGCUCACCGUACAGGCUGUUCGGACUGCACGGGGUCCACAGCGGGAAUGCAGAGGAUGUGGCAGACUCUGGAAGAAAGUAUCAGCUGGAGAUCUCAGUGCAGGAGUUCAUUAGCAAUAAUACAGAGAAAUGCUCCGCAGAGGUUCUGUUUCCAAGGGGAGAGCAGCAGCGCUCACCCCAGGUCCAGGCCUCAUGUGAGGAGCUUCUUAAGAUCAACACUGAAGCUCAAGAAGAGGCGUUUUACCAACAGUACAAGACAAACCAAAGCCUGCUCUCAGCAGAUUUACCUGAUAGCUACGGUAACAUUGACCCUGGCAUGGAGCCUCUCUGGCACCUGGGUGCUGUGGCCUCCAGCUACAUCAUGCUGCAUGAAUCCACUGAAAACACUCUGUACAGCAUGGCUCAGGUGACCAACAUCACGCAGCUGGCAACUGAGAACGACCAGCUGAAGUUUGACUAUCACGUACUGCUGCAUGAGAUGACGUCUCAGGAAAUCGUUCAUUGGAAACUGCUGUUCACCUGGUCUCCUUCAGAGGGCGUCAAAGUGCUGCAGAUGGAACAGCUGCCUCGCUGCCAGCACUGUGCAAAACCCCCAAACACAAACUAAACCUGCUGACACUCAUCACACGGCCACUACAACCACAGCAAAAUCUUGGUGCUCACAUCUUAUGUUCAAAUAUUGGAUCAUGAAUGUGUUUACAAAAAGGAGAUUAGCUGUUGAUGGUUGCAGCACAAACCUUUUUGAACUACAGAAAGGUGGAAUUAAUACUAUCAGGACUCAGAUUAAUCCAUUAUACCUGAUGACAUUAUAUUCUUUAAUUGUUCUGUACUUUUGGUUGCUAGAGUAUUUUAGCCUAAAUAAACUGUUUAUACAUA
Molecule: messenger RNA, 1746 nt
Organism: Xiphias gladius (swordfish)
Lineage: Eukaryota; Metazoa; Chordata; Actinopteri; Istiophoriformes; Xiphiidae
Gene: lxn
Product: latexin
Exons: 7
Coding region: 788-1477 (229 amino acids)
Molecular function (GO): metalloendopeptidase inhibitor activity
Source: RefSeq, a predicted model, not a curated record